AUGGCACUGCCCAGAUGCAUGUGGCCAAAUUAUGUGUGGAGAGCAGUAAUGGCAUGCUUGGUACACAGGGGAUUGGGUGCCUCAUUGACUCUCUGUGUGUUGGGAUGUUUACUUCAGGCUGCCCAUGUGCUUUCACAAAAAUUGGAUGAUGCAGACCCACUGGUCACUACCAACUUCGGCAAGAUAAGAGGGAUGAAGAAAGAACUCAAUAAUGAAAUUUUGGGGCCUGUUAUUCAGUUUCUUGGGGUUCCAUAUGCAGCUCCACCAACGGGGGAACAUCGUUUUCAGCCUCCAGAACCACCAUCUCCCUGGUCAGAUAUCAGGAAUGCAACUCAGUUUGCUCCUGUGUGUCCCCAGAAUAUCAUUGAUGGCAGAUUGCCAGAAGUCAUGCUUCCUGUGUGGUUUACUAAUAACUUGGAUGUGGUUUCGUCAUAUGUGCAAGACCAGAGUGAAGACUGCCUAUAUUUAAACAUAUACGUUCCGACUGAGGAUGUAAAAAGAAUAUCCAAGGAAUGUGCCAGAAAACCCGGCAAGAAAAUAUGUAGAAAAGGAGGUCCCCUUACAAAGAAACAGACAGAUGAUUUAGGUGAUAAUGACGGUGCGGAAGAUGAAGAUAUUCGGGACAGUGGGGGUCCCAAACCAGUGAUGGUGUAUAUCCAUGGAGGCUCAUAUAUGGAAGGUACUGGAAAUUUAUAUGAUGGGAGUGUCUUGGCAAGUUAUGGCAAUGUGAUCGUCAUCACAGUCAACUAUCGACUUGGGGUACUUGGUUUCUUAAGCACAGGGGAUCAGGCUGCAAAAGGAAACUAUGGACUCCUUGACCUCAUACAGGCUUUAAGAUGGACUAGUGAGAACAUUGGAUUCUUUGGUGGUGACCCCUUAAGAAUCACUGUUUUUGGAUCUGGCGCUGGGGGUUCAUGUGUCAAUCUGCUGACUUUAUCCCAUUAUUCUGAAGGACUUUUUCAACGAGCAAUAGCUCAAAGUGGAACAGCCCUUUCCAGCUGGGCUGUUAGUUUCCAACCUGCAAAAUAUGCUAGAAUGUUGGCCACAAAAGUUGGUUGCAAUGUUUCAGAUACAGUAGAGUUAGUGGAAUGCCUACAGAAGAAGCCUUACAAAGAACUUGUUGACCAAGAUAUUCAACCAGCACGAUACCACAUAGCCUUUGGACCUGUGAUUGAUGGUGACGUAAUACCAGAUGACCCUCAGAUAUUGAUGGAGCAAGGAGAGUUUCUCAACUAUGAUAUAAUGUUAGGAGUUAACCAAGGGGAAGGGUUAAAAUUUGUUGAAAAUAUAGUAGAUAGUGAUGAUGGUAUAUCAGCUAGUGAUUUUGACUUUGCUGUUUCCAAUUUUGUUGAUAAUUUAUAUGGAUAUCCUGAAGGCAAAGAUGUUUUGAGAGAAACCAUUAAAUUCAUGUAUACUGACUGGGCUGACCGUCAUAACCCUGAAACCAGAAGGAAGACAUUAUUGGCUUUGUUUACAGACCAUCAGUGGGUGGCACCAGCUGUAGCUACAGCAGAUCUUCACUCAAACUUUGGUUCACCUACAUAUUUCUAUGCCUUUUACCAUCAUUGCCAAACAGAUCAGGUUCCAGCUUGGGCUGAUGCAGCUCAUGGGGAUGAAGUUCCCUACGUACUAGGAAUCCCCAUGAUUGGACCUACAGAGUUAUUUCCUUGCAAUUUCUCCAAAAAUGAUGUGAUGCUGAGUGCAGUUGUAAUGACAUACUGGACAAAUUUUGCUAAAACUGGUGACCCAAAUCAACCAGUCCCUCAAGACACAAAAUUCAUCCAUACCAAACCCAACCGCUUUGAAGAAGUAGCAUGGACCAGAUAUUCCCAGAAAGAUCAACUUUAUCUCCAUAUUGGAUUAAAACCAAGAGUUAAAGAACAUUAUAGAGCCAAUAAGGUGAACCUCUGGUUGGAGCUGGUACCUCAUCUGCAUAAUCUCAAUGACAUUUCUCAGUAUACCUCGACAACAACUAAAGUGCCAUCAACUGACAUCACUUUCAGACCUACGAGAAAGAAUUCUGUACCUGUCACAUCAGCAUUUCCCACUGCCAAGCAGGAUGAUCCCAAACAACAACCGAGUCCAUUUUCAGUCGAUCAAAGGGACUACUCCACAGAGCUGAGCGUCACUAUUGCAGUUGGAGCAUCACUGCUGUUUCUGAACAUCCUUGCCUUUGCAGCCCUGUACUACAAAAAGGAUAAGAGGAGACAUGACGUUCAUAGGAGAUGCAGCCCUCAGCGUACUACAACCAACGAUCUGACCCACGCACAAGAAGAGGAGAUCAUGUCCCUCCAAAUGAAGCACACUGAUUUGGAUCAUGAAUGUGAGUCCAUCCAUCCACAUGAGGUGGUUCUUCGGACCGCCUGCCCCCCAGAUUACACACUAGCUAUGAGGAGGUCACCUGAUGAUGUUCCCUUAAUGACACCCAACACCAUUACAAUGAUUCCCAAUACUAUACCAGGGAUUCAACCCUUACACACAUUCAAUACAUUUACCGGAGGACAGAACAAUACUCUGCCCCAUCCCCAUCCCCACCCCCAUUCACAUUCAACAACCAGGGUAUAG
Molecule: messenger RNA, 2565 nt
Organism: Puma concolor (puma)
Lineage: Eukaryota; Metazoa; Chordata; Mammalia; Carnivora; Felidae
Source: RefSeq, a predicted model, not a curated record